Molecule: messenger RNA, 2313 nt
Organism: Gracilinanus agilis (Agile Gracile Mouse Opossum)
Lineage: Eukaryota; Metazoa; Chordata; Mammalia; Didelphimorphia; Didelphidae
Gene: RSPH4A
Product: radial spoke head component 4A
Exons: 7
Coding region: 1-2301 (766 amino acids)
Biological process (GO): axoneme assembly; cilium assembly; cilium movement involved in cell motility
Cellular component (GO): radial spoke; axoneme
Source: RefSeq, a predicted model, not a curated record
AUGGAAGACUUUGCUUCUCCCAGGUCCAAGGAAUCCCUCGAGGAAGAUGAGCAAGAAAAGCAAACAGACGGAGCCUGGGGAAACAGGCAGCCUGGGGAAGUUGCUUCAUCUUCCUCGUCCCAGGAACUCGAACCCGAGAUAGCUGACCCCCUUAAGGAAGGAGGGCAGCCUGGGGAAGCUGGGGAAGUUGCUCUGCCUUCCUCAUCUCAGGACCUGGAACCCGAAAUAGCUGACCCCCUUGAGGAGGAAAAAGGCCUGGUACCUGAGCCUCAGCCCAGUGAUGGUACCCCACCUCAGAGCCCCGCAUCUGGAGGGAGAACCUCUGGAGCUCCCUCAGGAGAACCAGACGCCGCAAUUAGCCCUCCCCUUACAGAACCACGUUCGGAAGGUCCUCCUUUGUUGAGGACAAGUCCACAGGGCCUUGCUCCACCUACCAUGCCUGAACAGGACAUUCAUGAAAUUUCCAAGGCUGGAGGGCCUCAUGCUAGCCAUUCAGAACAAGUUCCUUAUGAGAGGCAAUCAACUCCUCACUUACCUGGAUCAGAGGAAUUCCCCUCUUACUUCUUCCAGCAACUCGAAGACCUGAAUCAGAACAUCAGUCCGCGAAAAGAGCCGAUAGAUUGGGACAUUUUUCGUCAGGAUGAAUCGAAAAGUAGCUCUGAUCUUAAUCAGUCAGAACUUGGACUGAAUCAAAAGGGUGCACCUGAACCUGCAGCACCUAGUAAGCUAGAGAUUGCAGCACAGAAUGCAAAGGCGUACCUGCUGAAGAGAAGUAGCAAAUCGGGUCUAAAUCUAUAUGAUCAUCUUUCUAAGAUACUGACUAGAAUUUUAGAUGAACGUCCUGAAAAUGUUGUUGACAUCAUUGAAAAUAUCAGCCAAGAUGUGAAGAUGGCUCAUUUUAAUAAGAAAUUGGACACACUCCAAGAUGAACAUGAGGUACCUUUGGCAUAUGAAAUAGCGGAGAAACAAAAGGCACUUUUUCUCCAAGGGAAUUUAGAAGGUGAUCAAGAACAGGAAGAUGAAAUAGCAGAAUCUCCUCUUCCAAAUAUAAUGGAAUCAGCUUUCUAUUUUGAACAAGCUGGAGUUGGUUUGAGUACAGACGAAACCUACCGCAUUUUUCUUGCCCUCAAACAGCUCACUGACACACAACCAGUACACACAUGCCGCUUCUGGGGGAAAAUCUUGGGUCGAGAAAUGAAUUAUAUUGUGGCUGAGGUGGAAUUUCGUGAAGGGGAAGAUGAAGAGGAGAUAGAAGAGGAAGACAUGACUGAAGAAAGUGAGACUGAUGAAGAUGAGAAAGAUGAAUUACCUAAAUCUUCUUACAAAGGUACACAAAUGAUACCCAAAGAAGAAAACAGAACAGGUGCCAACAAGUAUGUCUAUUUUGUGUGCAAUGAGCCAGGAAGGCCUUGGGUGAGGUUACCAUCAGUCACGCCUGCACAAAUUGUUAUUGCAAGGAAGAUCAAGAAAUUCUUCACUGGGCGAUUAGAUGCUCCUAUCACGAGUUAUCCUCCCUUUCCAGGAAAUGAGAGUAAUUACUUGCGGGCACAAAUUGCUCGCAUUUCAGCAGGAACUCAUAUUAGUCCCCUGGGUUUCUAUCAUUUUGGAGAAGGCGAAGAAGAAGAAGAAGGAGAAGAAGAAGAGGCAGAAGGUGGACGGGACAAUUAUGAGAAGAAUCCUGAUUUUGAAGGCAUCCGAGUGACUGAUCUAGUAGAAUCUCUGUCUAACUGGGUUCAUCACGUGCAACACAUUUUACAUCAGGGCCGGUGUAAAUGGUUUAACCCCAUACAAAAAAAUGAAGAUGAGGAAGCGGAAAAGGACGAAGAUGAAGAGGAAGAAGAAGAGGAAGAGGAAGUAGAAGAAAAAAGAGAAGAGCCGGCUAACAUAGAAAAAGAAGUGGGACCACCUCUUUUGACUCCAAUCUCUGAAGAUUUAGAUAUUCAGAACACACCUCCUUGGACAGCCCAGUUAUCUUCAAAUUUGAUUCCUCAAUACGCUAUUGCAGUACUUCGAUCUAACCUUUGGCUUGGAGCAUAUGCCUUCUCUGAUGGCAAAAAGUUUGAGAAUAUCUACAUAGGUUGGGGUCACAAGUACAGUCCAGACAAUUAUGUGCCCUCGCUUCCACCACUUGUUCAAAAAGAAUACCCCAGUGGGACAGAAAUCAUGGAAAUGGACGACCCCACUGUGAAUGAGGAGCAAGCUUUCCAGGUGGCCCAAGAGAAAGCUUUAUUUGAAUCUGGGAAAAUUGAAGAGAGUGAAGAAGAAGAUGAUGAAGAUGAAGAUGAAGAUGAAGAUGACUAAUAAGAAUGGGAA